Molecule: messenger RNA, 406 nt
Organism: Ctenocephalides felis (cat flea)
Lineage: Eukaryota; Metazoa; Arthropoda; Insecta; Siphonaptera; Pulicidae
Product: programmed cell death protein 2-like
Exons: 3
Coding region: 17-388 (123 amino acids)
Cellular component (GO): cytoplasm; nucleus
Source: RefSeq, a predicted model, not a curated record
UAAUGAGAUUGGUACUAUGGCUGAUGUGCCUGAUAAAGAACUAGAAAAUUUUGCGAUGGUUGGCGAUAAAAUGUUUAUGAAGUUCAGUAAGCGAGUGUCUUUAUAUCCUGAACAGGUUAUAAGGUUUAACCGUGGUGGUGAACCAUUGUGGAUAUCUGAUAAAAAUACUAUUGAACCUGAAGAUGUGCCGCCUUGUCAAUAUUGUAAUGGCCCAAGAGUCUUUGAAUUUGAGAUUAUGCCUCAGCUAUUGAAUAACAUAAAUGUUACCACUACUCGAUGUAGCAUUGAUUGGGGUGUUCUUUGUAUAUAUACUUGCAAAAAAAGCUGUGACAUCGGAAGUGCUUACAAAAAGGAAUUUAUUCAUAAACAAGAUUUUAUUGAUAAAUAAUAACUAGCAAAAGUAAUU